This is a messenger RNA of Conger conger (European conger), 2103 nucleotides long. Its product is annotated as NTPase KAP family P-loop domain-containing protein 1-like. Bases 1 to 2103 code for a protein of 700 amino acids. Lineage: Eukaryota; Metazoa; Chordata; Actinopteri; Anguilliformes; Congridae. The record is from RefSeq and is a predicted model, not a curated record. The transcript has 4 exons.
AUGGUGAAAAUUGAGGAAAAGGGAGCUCUCCUUGAAGAUAUCUAUGCAUAUGCCCUGUCCAGAGCACUGAUAAAAAUUGCCCCGCCAGCCACUGUUGGUUUGUACUGUCAGUGUCAAAACCGCAUUGAGACACUGCUAAAGAAAAUUAAAAUUUACAUUAACAGAGAAGCAGAAUGGAGGGAACACAAGUACAAAUUGGACAUGCCCCGAUCCAUCUUGAGCUCCCUGGUUGUGCUGCUCUCCAUGAUGUUCUUUCGACCAGUGUGGAGCAUGGAGACGGAGCAGAGGCGGAAGAGGGUGAGGUGGAUAUUUGUGCGCUUCAGCGCCUGGCACUUUGCGGGAAGUGACAAGCUGUGGGCUGGCCUUGUGAUCCGCCUGUUCAAGGCCAUACAGCAGGACUUUGGGGGGCUGUCUGUCAGUGUCUACAGAGCCACCCAGCACCCAUUCCCUAAGAGGUUCGAGGACCAGAGUCGAGGAAACUGGCAGGCAAGGAAGAUGUGUAGGGUGCCUGUCUGGCUUGCUGCCAUGUGUGCAGCCGUUUUGUGUGCGGGGUCCUGCAUCAUGCUCUACUUUUUGGGCUUCCAAGUGAGAACGAACGGGACACUGAGCAGUCUGUCGAGUGUGGAAUCAGUGGCUGCCGUGACUCUUGGCCCCCCUGCCGUAGUGGUACUACGGUUAGUCUUGAGGAUUGGCAAAAAUCUGCUUUACGGUCCGGGUAGCAUUGUCCAAAAGACGAUGAACAAGUCAGCAGUCAGUGAUCAGCUGGGUUUCAUGAACAAGGUGAGAAAGGAGGUGUCCAUUCUCAUUAAUCUCAUCCAUUUCAUGGAAGUGCUGGAGAACAGAAAGAUCCGUGUUAUUCUGGAGAUCACCAAAUUAGACCGGUGCAGCCCGGAAAAGAUAAUUCAGACUCUGGAGGCCGUCAACAUCCUUUUGACAGGAGAGAAUGUCCCCUUUGUGUUGAUUCUCGCUGUAGACCCAAGGGUUGUGGUGAACUGUGUGGAAAAUUCAUUCUUGCAGCAUAGGUCAACAAACAGCGGUUAUGAUUUUUUAAACAAGAUUGUUACCCUGCCUUUCUCUGUGCCCGAGUUGUCUGAGAAUUCAAAGCGCAGGAUAUUUGAAACCCUUGCAAAUAGUCACCUUGAGGUCUUUGCUGAUGGCUUUGAUGGGACAAUAGCUCACCCAAGAAAGUCUGGUGAAAACAGGCAUUUAGGAAUGGAAAUGGGACCACAUGAAGGGAGCUUGGUGCCUUUCAUUGGAAAUUUCAGUGCAGGGUCUGAAGCAAUAGAUCCAGGCAUUCCUUGGGAACACUGGGCAAGACGGGUGAAGACACUGACGAAUGAUGCUCUACAGUUUGUCUAUAAGAAAGGCAACCUCCAUAGUUACAUUUCUGGAGAUCACAUGUAUAUGAGGAGAAUAAUCAACUCAGUGCGUAUGUCCAUUAUCAUCCUGGAGGGGAUGAGGUGUGAUUUGUCUUCAGGUGAAGACCUUGCAGCUUGGGUGGUUCUGGCCAACCUGUGGCCUUGUCGUCUGAGCUGGAUUCUCCAGAUUGUGGAAGAUGACCAGCACAGGGCUGCUAUAAAUGAGCCUGGCAGUACGGGUGAGAUUGACAAUGGUAAGCCUUUGUGGGAAGUCUUCCGCAAGUCCAGCGUUGAAUUAUGCAUGCUUAAAGGUGGAGCUGAGCUACUCCUGGAGCAGGAUGGGGACCCUGAACUGUUUGAAAAGUUUCUCAAGGUGGAUUUCAGGCUCACUGUUGGGGAUAUCAAAAGGUUCAGGCCCUGCACAGUCAAUCUUGACUAUUCCAUACAAAACGAGAUGGCCAGGCUCAGAGGCACCAACACAAGAGACAAAUUGAACGACAAAACCCAUGGCACACUCCCAAUUAGGUCCCUUGUCAGAAUGAGUACAGAGGACAUCUGCAAAGAGAUGCAAAGGCUGAACUUCCCUGAAAAAUAUCAGGAGCGGCUGAGGCAGAAUCGACUUGAUGGAUCGUCCCUGGCCUUUGGCGGUGACGGAGAGAUCAAACAGGUUUUGCAGAUGGCCUUGGGUGAAUGGAUCUCUUUCAGCUUUCGUUUCCUGGGAGCAAAGCCAAGAGCCAGCCCCUAA